GUUGCGUCUGCGUAAAUCAACAGAACUCUGUGUGGAAUGGGAAAAGAGGGUGGAAACUAAAGUAGAUGAAUGAAUUGUUCUGGAAUGCGCGUUAUAAGGAUACAACAAUGAGAGUCCUUCUCCGUGGCUGCAAAGGUCUUCGGCGGUCCUAUCUCGUGGCACCCAUACUACUCCUUCUCCUGGUCGGUGCUGCCUUGACUGCCCUCCUCCCUUCCAUCGAGGACCGUGGCAAUGUCGGCGCCAUGGGAGCCCUUCGCCGUAGAGCCACCGCCGGCAGCAAUGCCAACGCCAUUCCCAGGCACCAAAUGGAAGAGCAGGCAGAGCAGGACGCCACCGCCUUUACCAUAGUCAUACAGACGUACAACCGCACCGACGUGCUCCUGAAACUGCUCAACCAUUACCAGGCGGUACCACACCUGCGGCGGGUCAUCAUCGUGUGGAACAACAUUGGGGAGCGGACCCCCCAAGAGCUCUGGGACGCCCUGGGGCCCCACCCCAUCCCCGUGGUGUUCAAAGAGCAGCGCGUCAACCGCAUGCGCAACCGACUUCAGCCGUUUGCCGAGAUCGAUACCGACGCUGUGUUGAUGUUGGACGAUGACACGUUGGUCAGCGUUCCAGAUAUCAGUUUUGCCUUCUCUGUGUGGAAGCAAUUCCCAGAUCAGAUAGUUGGAUUCGUGCCCCGUAAACAUGUUACCACGGUGACGGGGGUCUACAGCUACGGCAGCUUUGAACUCCAGGACCCAGAGAUGGGAGGAGGUGACAGGUACUCCAUGGUGCUGAUCGGCGCCGCCUUCUUCCACCGCCGCUACCUGCAGCUCUUCCAGGAGCAGCCGCCAGAGGUGCACGCCCUGGUGGACGACACGCAGAACUGCGACGACAUCGCCAUGAACUUUGCCGUGGCAGCGGAGCUACAGCGAGGUUCCGAGGCCAUAAAAAGUAGACCCUCUGGCAUCUUCGUGAAGCCCGUGGAUAUGCGCAACCUGGAGAGGGACGCCAGCAGCGGGUACCUAGGCAUGUGGCACCGUCCCGAACACUUGCUCCAGCGCUCUUACUGCCUGAACCGGCUGGCACAGAUCUACGGCGCGAUGCCCCUGAGGUACUCGAACAUGAUGCUGUGCCAGUUUGGCUUCCCAAGCUAUGCCAACCACAAGAGCAGGGGCUGACUGGCACAGGGGGGCGCGGACUGGCAUUGACAGGUGGCGAACACAGCGGAUAUUCAGGAGAGAGAAAGGAUUCCUUAUUAUGACCUCAUCAGGACUAGAUCUCUGAGAUGUUACCUCCAGGACCAAACACCGACAACACGGCAGAUGGUCCAACAAGCGGUGCCUUACUAAAGAUGGACUCUUUACUUUAACCUGCUCUGACAAUCUGACAGACAAGAUGUCAGUAUUAAACCAGAGGACUUUUGCUGUUGCCAAAAUCACAGGAUAUUACAUGGCACUGUAUAGACUUUAGUUAGUGCAAUUGCUUUUACCGCCAGCAGAUGUAAGCAUUGCAAUAUGCACAUUUGCACAGGGCAUGAACAGUACUGUAACUGUUCAAAAGUCUAAUUGGACUUUUGCCUUACUUUGUGUCUGUACUUAACUUGUCAGGGAUUCAGAUGUGUAUAUGAUGAAUGAUUAAAUGUGAUGAGACACACACACAGGUGCUCAUACAAUCGCAGACAACUGAGAAUAUUCCUUUGAUUCUGAAUAUUCCUUUGAUUGUUUGAAGGUCAAGUGAACAUUUUAAAUCUACUGGUGUUAAACAUUAUUACAAUGUCAGGACUUGAAUAAUGGAUGCUCUCUGCUCUUGCUCGGCUGAAACUUUGCAGUGUUAAACGGUACUUACUGGAAUUAUGUGAAUAUUGCGCUGACUUUGCUCUGGUGGAAACUGGUGCUGUUUCUGGCGACUGCCUCCCUGACAUGACUGUUUCAGGGUGAAUAUCUACAGGACUUGUAGCAAGUAUCUUCUCCUUUACCAUUUCUGUUGCCUUCGAGCCUGAAAUUGUGAUGCAUUGAAAAAGGCUGUCCCUCCAAACUGUUAGUCUUUCUAUCAGAUUUCAUAUCAUCUGCCUUUAAAAUGGUUUGUCUGCCAAAAAUCUACUAUGGUGUAUCUCAACGAUGCAUCAUUUUGCCGUUUGUUUCUUUUCUACAUGACAUGUAGAUCACUGGAACAUUUAUUCUCUCAUUGAUUUUGUUUUUGUUGUUUUGUUAUGAUUUUGGCUGUUUGUUGUUAGAGCUAUGUUGCAAAUCAUUAGUUUGGGUUGGGUUCUUUGAGGUUGAUGUGCUGUGCAACAAUUAAAGGCUUUAAUAUA
Messenger RNA from Coregonus clupeaformis (lake whitefish), 2296 nucleotides. RefSeq names its product exostosin-like glycosyltransferase 2 (gene extl2). The transcript is spliced from 6 exons. Gene Ontology annotation, cellular component: membrane. Gene Ontology annotation, molecular function: glycosyltransferase activity. NCBI's taxonomy places the organism in Eukaryota, Metazoa, Chordata, Actinopteri, Salmoniformes, Salmonidae. The record is from RefSeq and is a predicted model, not a curated record. Bases 66 to 1163 code for a protein of 365 amino acids.